Gallus gallus (chicken) is the source of this 5778-nucleotide messenger RNA. RefSeq names its product VPS29 retromer complex component (gene VPS29). Gene Ontology annotation, biological process: intracellular protein transport; retrograde transport, endosome to Golgi. The record is from RefSeq and is a predicted model, not a curated record. Gene Ontology annotation, cellular component: retromer complex; endosome. Bases 3359 to 4255 code for a protein of 298 amino acids. NCBI's taxonomy places the organism in Eukaryota, Metazoa, Chordata, Aves, Galliformes, Phasianidae. The transcript is spliced from 7 exons.
CAGGUAAGGUGUGAGGUGACUUGGGGUGCUCAAGCACACGGUGGCUGUCAGAGCUGUGUCACUGCCUAUACAAGCAGCAGACAUAGCUGCAAGCUUCAGUGUAGCAAAUGCACUGAUGGGGAAAGAGUGGUCUCCCUAUCACGCUUUGUCUGCAUCUCAAACUAUUUCAGUCUUUUUCUGAACCUGUCUAGCGCACAGUUGUCCUAUGAAUAAAGGCUCCAGGAUACAUGCAAUGCUUAUGAACACCCUGCACAUCACUUAGCAGGAAAACCUGAAACUCAGUUGUUUCAGCCUGCUAAGCCAGUCUGCCUCCCUCCCCCACCUCUGCAGCCCACCAUUACCUUUCCUGCAUCUGUGAGAAGCAUGCAGGCUCCUGGGAAGCCAUCUCACUUCUGCUGUCAGACAGUGUAGCCAAAAUAAAGCUGGCUUCCAGCACCACGUCUUCAAUGCUGAAAGCAACUGGUCUAAACGCAAACAGCCACAUACAGGGGUCUAUGUUAAAUGCUUUGUGCACAUAAGAAACUACCUACCCCCAUACUGCAGACUAAUUAGAAAUAUAACUUUUAGCCUGACGUAUCUUACUGUUACAGUUAAAUGCUUGAGUAACCUGCAGAUAAAAAUUGACAUUGUGGUUAUAUCUCAACAAUUUCCAUAGGCAGCUCCGGAACGUACUUCCCAGGCGUGUCAAAAUGGAUUGAGACAGAAACACUGGUAGCUUCUGAAAACGCCAGCAGUCCCUGAAAAGUAGGGGCACUAUUACUGCCGGAUGCUGGAAGACAUUUGGGAAGACCAGAAGCAGCGUGACUUUAACAGAUGGAUCAUAAUAGCUGGAAAACUUCGGAGGACCACAAAAGAGGUCUGAGGUUAUUUGUUCAAAACUGUAAUUUUUUUCCUGGUAUUGUGUAAGUGACAGUGGAAAAUAAGCUCUUCAGCAUCAGGAGUUGCUCACUGUCAUUCAACUGCUUGUUAAUUAUUAUCAGGUGUGUGAAAAGAAAAUCAGAGUGCCACAAUGCAUCACAGUCUCAGAGGCAGUCACAGCUCUGCCAGCACUGCCCAGCUCUCCACAGCCCGGCUGCUGAACAGCACUACCAACGGGUCCCACGUUUCUGUUUCUUUGCUCAGCAGUUUCUAUUCCUCAGCCUCCCCCACACCUGCUGCACGUUCACAUAUACCCUUUAUACCCUUGUGAAGUUCUUAAAACUGUAGAAACAAAUGCUUGUAAGAGAGAUGCCAGCUUCUACGAGGCAGAGCCACCGCCUGCAGAUGAAAACAAGUCUCAACAGCUGCCACCUCCUUGGAAAUUACACCUGAACGUGGAACACAAUCCAUCACCAGGUAACGCACUCAGAGGACGUGUUUUGUUUCAGUGUGUACAGAACAUUUGCUGCAGGCAGUACUUAGCAUCGCAUGUGAUGCAACAGAAGCAAAAUGCCUCUCAUUCCUUCUUCCUCUUCUGCCACUGACACCAGGAAAGUAUUCCCAAACCCCAAGUUCUCCUAAGUAUAUUAAACCCAAAGGAUGACUCAGCAGUGUUCCUUCGUGUUUUGUGUUUCCUUACCAGUGUUUUCCUCAGUGUAACUCUUGAAGCAAACCCUCGUUGGAGUAACUGAUAAGGUGACUUCUUCUUGACUCGUUGGAAAGUGAACCAUUAUAUCAGCCAGCAGCCUAUGAAGAUGAAUUCAGCAUUAAAAUGAUUUCACACGAGACAAGUUAUUGUCGAGCAAUGGCAAAGGGCUGAGGCGCAGCUGUGCAGCAGUAAUGUUGAAAAAACAUGGAUGAGAAGAAGACAUAUGCGUAUGCUGACCGAGAGGAAUUCACUGAUCUUAAGGCAAGCUGGAAAUAAAUGCAAAGUAAUUUAUUAACUCAGAGCUGUUUCAUAUUGAGCCUUUAACAAAAAAGCCAUCUCUGUACCUUCAGCGUGGUAUACUCAAUACCACACCUAAGCCACAAAGCCUUCAUGUGUGUACAUUUCCAAACAAAUCCAGAUGUAUCACUUCUAUUGCCAUGUUCAGACUUAUCCCCUUCGUUAUUACCAGUCAGAAGUCCCAGCCAUAAUGCAGACAUAGAAACCCAAUGCAGAGAUGUGUAAGUGUGUGAACUAAGCCAUGAAGUGCAGGUUACCCAACCCCUUAGAAGUUGUAUUUGAGGUAUGUGAAGGACUGGAGCCUGUUCUAAAACAAUCCAUGAGAUACACAAAUAAGCAGGCACUUCCAGCACCUAAACAACAUCUCAUUUACAAACAGUAUCUCCACUCCUGAUGCACCAGCCCCACAGCAUGUUGAGCUCAUCACUAUUAAUUAAGAAAGCUCUAGAGAAAAACCUAAUUCUGAGGGAAGUGGUGUCUGAUUAACAGGAGCCAUUCUUCCUGCUGAGUCACACCAGGACAAAAACAUGUCAUUUAAAGGCAAUUUCUGAUGCGGAGCAACACAUCAACCUUCUGAUUUGUGACAAUGAGAAUAAAACCCUUGGUAUUAAUCCGGAUGUCCUGGACGACCUUCAGCCUGGGUAACCGAAACCCCAGGAAAAUCAGGGGCAGAGGAAUGGCCCUUCCGUGAUAUCAUCUGCAUAAUUAUAAUCACAGAAAAUAUGGCAUUUGUCCACGUUGAAAGUGGAGGGAGGAAGCUGAGAAUGGAGCUCAGACUGAAGGGUACCUGCAGGAAAAACCAACACCACAAACGCUGUUUCCCAACAAAGACUUUAAACUGUCAGUAAAUACAAUGUACUUACACCUUUGUCUAUGGGAUCAAAGCAGAACUCAUCACUAACCCGCGCCAUGGCAUGUACUGCUCUCCCAAACACUGCCAGGGAAACAAAACAGGACGAGAUGCAUUUCAGGUCAACUGGAAAACAAGUUGCACCUCGUAACUUUCUCCAGAACAAUUUAAGAGGAAAGGUUAGAUAUUUCCCACGCUUUUCCAAGAGAAAUGAUGGUGUGGGGGAAAGCAUUGCUCUUUUUCAGUGUCGCUAACACCUCUGUGUUUCCACCCGCUGAGGAGCGCUGUGGAUUUGGUGGUCCCUUUGCUGCUGUACAACCCGACGUCACCACAAACGAUCUCACUGUGAUGGCACAAAAUGCUGCUUUGGUCAGAAAUGUCACUUUGUGGAUGGCCACAGGACCGAACAAGCAGGACAUAUAGAUCUAGCCCUAAGAAGCCCACAGAGAACCUGCUCUCAGAUUUUACCACAAGCUCAGAGCUCUGUGAGGGAUGAUCACAGUGUGGUGGUACGAGGGAAAGGGCUCCUCUGCUCCAAACCCCACUGUGGCAGCCUCGCCCCACUCGGGGACGGCUCUUCACUCUGUCUCGUUGUGCCACCACCUCCCCUGAGGCAACAGGUACCUCUGAGGUGCGUCCCCCCAAUGACACACUUCAUGGCUGCCCGCCCCGGGACCUCUCUCUCCUCACACAACAGAAAAGGCGGGAAAGCCCGCUCAGAACAAAGGGACCCGGAUGUAACCGCCGGAGAAACGCGUUUCGCGCUCUUUUGGCCGUGCGGUGGAGCCGUAGCGGAGGGGAGGUGGCCGUGGCCUGACUUCCGGGAGAAGCCGCCUGACUUCCGGGAGAGACCUUUUGACUUCCGGGAGCAGGCUCAGCGGGCGGUGCGGCGCCGAGCAGGAUGCUUUCCUUGGUUUAACAUUGAUCACGCCUCGCCCUGUUUCCCAUUCCCCUGUCUGCAAUCAACUCCUCCACCCGCUCAGGCCGGGCACAGAUUGGUGUUAGUAUUAGGAGAUCUUCACAUUCCACAUCGAUGCAACAGCCUCCCGGCCAAGUUCAAAAAGCUGCUGGUUCCAGGGAAGAUCCAGCACAUCCUCUGCACGGGAAACCUCUGCACCAAGGACACUUAUGACUACCUCAAGACCCUGGCUGGGGAUGUUCAUGUUGUCAGAGGGGACUUUGAUGAGAACCUGAAUUAUCCUGAACAGAAAGUUGUAACUGUUGGACAGUUCAAAAUUGGUCUGAUUCACGGCCACCAGGUCAUUCCCUGGGGUGAUAUGGCCAGCCUGGCACUGCUACAGAGGCAGUUUGAUGUGGACAUCCUCAUUUCAGGACAUACACACAAAUUUGAGGCAUUUGAACAUGAAAACAAGUUCUAUAUCAAUCCAGGAUCAGCUACAGGAGCUUAUCAUGCCUUAGAGAACAACAUCAUCCCGUCAUUUGUGCUGAUGGAUAUCCAGGCUUCUACAGUAGUCACGUACGUCUAUCAGCUAAUUGGAGAUGAUGUGAAAGUAGAAAGAAUUGAGUACAAAAAAUCUUAAAAUAUAUUUGCUUGUGUGGUAUUUUUACUGUCUCAUUCCAUGCAUGUUACUACAAUCCUUGAUUGCUAGUUUACAGAACUACACUUAAUGUUUAACAGCUUAACAGUGUAACUUCAUGGUAAUAACUUUAAAACAUUGUUUUCUUCCUUUUUCUGUAUGAAUAGAUUUGUAAAAUGUGUCACUAACUGUUGAAGUACAGUUCCUUCAUGUUGUCAUAAAUUCCCCUUCAUAAAAAAAAAAGCUUUAUGAACUGUUCAAGAUGCAACAGUUGCACUUGGUUUUGAGAUGUCUGCCUGUGUUUUCCUUUGGCAAUGCUUAUCAGAUGUCACCAGAACAGUGCAUGGAGCUUUCAAAAAGAAGACUGUAAAAGGCUUGAACCAAAAUAGCAAGGCCCCUUGGAGGCAUGUUUGGUUUGCUUCAAAAUCCAUUUGAGAUGUGGAUUUCUCAUUCAGUAUAAUGUAGUCUUUUAACUUAAUUGGAUAUAUUUUUGGAAGAAAAAAAAAAGUAGAAUGAACGCAUACCUUGGAGUAGUAAUUUCACUGCAGAAAGCUGAACCUGAGUCUUUUUAAUACUCAAAGCACCACUGUGCUUUAAUGAACGACAGUCUCAUUAAAUCUGUGAACAGUGAUGAGCUUUCCUUUAUUUAUAGCUUAUAUUUGAUAUUAUGGCUACCCACUUUGCUCUGUGUAAAAAGGUUUUAAAUGAUGUAAUUCCAUACAGCACUUGUACUGCUGCCGAAGGCUAAAAGGUUGGUUGUUCAGGAAGACUGGAGCUUUUGUCUCUCCUAGUCUCAGGUAUCUGCAGGGAACUGAAUGUAUUUUAACAGCUCUUGCUUCUUAUGACUGCUGAUUUGCCAAUAUAAAUAAAGUUGUCUCUGCACAACAUCUGGAGUUUAGAAUGGUGGCCUGUUGCCUUUGCAUAUGUUGUCCUUGGCAGUAAAAGAAAGGGUAGUGAAGUGUUUGUGCAGAAAGCUGUGCUGUAGUUGUCACAAAGGUUUGUGUGAUACAAAUGAGUUAUCCAUAAAGCCCGAAGGAUCAGCUAGAACCUUUAGUUCUGUGUCAUUAACUUUGGCUAAAUGCCUUACUUCUAUUUGAAAUAAACCUGCUUUGCUUACAAAAAGACUCAGUGUUUGAGCUUGGUAACUCAGGAUGCUGUGGCUAACUGCUGUUUUGUGCAGUGAAAUACACACUCCUUGAAUGCCUACAGCAGGAAAAACAACAUCACCAACUUUUCUUGACAAAUUUAUCUGUACAUCAAAGUUUAUAAGACUCUAAGGUCAAUUUUGAUAUUUAAGUCAGUUUAUUUGUGCUCACUGUAAUUAAAAUCACAAUUUGUCUGUAUAUUUUACAUGAAGCUGCCUAUAAACUAUAUUUUACACGAAGCACAAUGCUUCCAGUUUAAAACUUGAUCACAAUUAUGUAAAAUUAUGUCUGUGUGAACGAAAUCUUAGUGAACCUAACAGCAGGCUUCAACAUAGAGAAAUAAUACAGAAUGAAAUAAAACUAAUCCUUCUUAAAGUCAAA